GGAAGGGAGCUGCCAGUGAGUGUCGAGCCGGCUCCGCUUUGCUCCCACUGCCCGGGGGGGGAGGCUAAUCCUGGAUCAAAGGUUCUUGUGAGAGAUCAUGAGCUAUUGCUAGACAAUCAACUCUGCUGAUUUUCAGUUGAAAACUGGAGUUCGAGACAUCAGGAGCCAUGACGGAUUGGUUGCUCAUUGGACUGUUCGUGGCACUGGUUAUACUUCUGCUGUUGACAAUCUUUGGCUUUGCAGUUUAUUCGGGUAUCUUCUCAGAAGUGGUGGUUAGUGCUGGUUUGCCUCCCAUUGGCAACAUCACUGUGGCAUACAAAUUCCAGGUGGGACCUUAUGGCGACUGUGGGAGGCUGUUUACGGAGAGCUGCAGCAUCUCUCCAAAGUUGUGCUCCAUUGCUGUCUACUAUGAUAAUCCUCAUACGGUGGACCCAGAGAAAUGCCGAUACCUGGUGGGUAGUAUCAUAAGUGAGGGAGAAGCGAAGCCAUCUGAGAAAGUGGUCCGCAUGUUCCAGAAAUAUGGUUUCAAGAUCUUCCAUUUCCCAGCCCCUAGUCAUGUAGUCAUGGCAACUUUCCCAUACAAGACUCCACUAUCCAUCCAUUUGGCAGUGAACCGCGUCCAUCCGAGCCUUGAUACUUACAUCAAGGAGCGGAAACUGUGUGCUCAUCCCAGAAUGGAGAUCUAUAAAGGUGACCAAAUCUAUUUUGUAUGCCCCCUUGCGCGUCAAGGGGAUUUCUAUGUUCCUGAAAUGAAAGAAUUGGAGAAGAAAAGCAGAGCAGCAGUGGCAGAGACUGAAGAUGCUCAGACAGAUAUCACAGGGGCUGAAACUUUGAGUGACACCAGCUCUAUCAGCCUGGAGAUCACAACCGACAGCAGAGAGACUUCAGUGGCUACCUCCAUCUUGUCCCCCUUCUCACCUGGUCGUGGCCGAGACGAGGUAGACAAUCGCAGUGAGCACAGCUACAGUGAAUCGGGAGCCAGUGGCUCCUCCUUUGAAGAACUGGACUUGGAAGCCAAUGGUGAAGGUGAUGGAAUGGCAGGUCUGCCCUCUAACCACGGUUCUGCUGAGGACCAGGGCACCUCCAAGGCCAAGUGGACCAAGGAGCCAAUUGCCCUGGAGAAAGAAAAGGGUGAAGAAUAAGACCGUCCCUUUCCUCAAGUUUCUUAGGGAUUCAGAAGAGAAACUGAUAAUCUCUCUUGCUUCUUUUCUAUCCAGCCAAAAGAUUUCAGUCAUUAAUCCAUGUUGAGACCUGUCCCACUCUUUGUCUGCAGACAAGCGUUCGGGGUGUGAUAAAUAAGGAGCAAUUACAACCAAGGCGAAUUGUAACAAGGUGACACCCACCUGUAGCCAAGGAUGCUUACUUUAACAGGAAGCUUGGUAUGGCAUGAAGUGAAGUGGUGGUAGAGAGCUUGUGAGGUGAACAUUGUGUUGUCUCUCUGUCUGUCUGUCUGUCUGUCUCUCUCUCUCUCUCUGUCUGAGAAAGAGAGAGAGAUUGACAUUGCAGGGAGGAUUUGAUGUGGGCUACUGGAUGAGUGGCUUUUGUAAUGGAUUAUCCAGACAGUCCGUUUGUCAUCCACUUCCUGCAUUAGUUUGUUUCUCUGCAACUUGCACACUUUUAUUGGGAACAUGUUUUUACUGUAACCAGAGAGCAAUGAUGGAUUUGGAAACUGAAAAAAAAAUGCUCAGCUGACAUCUGAGCUUUCCUAAUCAGUAAUACAAUUAACAGGCUGCCUUCAAAUGGUAAAGGUUUUUGAGCACGGUUACUGUGGUCCCAACUUCUCAUAAGCUGUUUCAACUCUUCCUUUCCCACUCUUCCUCAUUUUGAUGUACCACCCACUUUCACUGUCUCUCUGUCAGACUGCCUGACCAUGGAAUGAAUUUAAGUUCCUCCUAGUUAGAACUGUUGCAUCUGUUAGCAUCUGAUGGUGCACUCCAGGGGACUGAACUUGUGGAGAAGUUCUUUAUCAAGCCUUACUUGGAAAAGAGUCCAUGUGAGAAGCAGCCAUCAGUGUUGACAUUAAAGGUGCCCUCUUCCUGUAGCAAAGGGCCUAUGGAGGUGACUCAACAAAAGGGAGCAACAGAACAGCUAAAGUGAUGCAACCACAUCGUUCUAGUGCUGGUCUUCAGAGGAUUUGGUGCAGUGGUAGUUCACUUACAAAUUCAUGUAUUCAGUGCUGUGAUAUAGCAGGUUUGCAGUGGUAUCUCAUAGUGGAUUUUAUGUUGUGUGCCAGUGCUAGAAGUUACUGGAUGUUGUGAUUUGUAGCUAGAGACUAACCCAAUGGUGCCUCACUUAAAAAAAAAAUUAUACUGUGGUUUCUUUUAUUCAUUUCUUGAUGCUCAUCAGGGACAAAUGUUACAAGCAAGUAAGUUAUAUAUUCUGCCCUUAAGUCAGAAAAGAAUUCCUUCAGCUAGCUUUGAUUCUAAUGGGAUGGAGAGGGUCUUCUCUUUGAAUUAUGAGAAAUACUAUUUGAUUGCUCAGUUAGGACCAUCCUGCCUCUACUGAUAAUUUCUUUUUGGAGCUGUGGACCAAACUUCUCACUGACACAACUCUGGUGAAAUUCUUGGAUGGAGAAGUCAUUUGAAAGGAACCAUAUCAAACCUUUGGGAUCCUUAGAGUUCUGUUAUUGAGGAAGUCACUAAGGCAGCAGUAGGAAGAAAAUGUUGAUACAUGCAUUUUGGGAGCGAGGAAUUGGAAAGUUAUGAUCUUCCCCACUGCAUUCUUGUUUGUUUUGCUUGCAUCCUCCUGGAGACACCUUGGAUCAAUUGCUCACUCUGUUUCUUAAUGGACUAGGAUCCAUACUGUGGACAAAGAAGUUCGACAUUCAGCCACCUUCAGGCCUGCCUUCUUUCCAAGCAUUGACUUAGCCUGGAGGAAAAUCAAUGGGAUGCAAUGUUAGACACUUCCCCCUUGGGCUGCCUGGCCCACAAGGCUGCACUGAUCCUUCCCCCAAACUAUCACCAUUGAUUCCUUACUUUCCUUUUUGAGCGCUUGCUGUUACAGUCUAUAAAGACAUUUCUUUUUUAGUUCACUGUUUCCCCAUGUUAAAAUCUAUAUUCAUGUUUCCCCCAAUUCUGAUUUACUUUGACGUUCAAAUCAGAAACUUCACUUUAGCUGCAAUGCCCCUGAAAUGAAUAGGACUGAUGGAAGCAGGCAUGUACUCAAUAUAUGGGGAACUAGAUAUGUUCCAUCUCCUUUGUGCUUGGAUUCUGUUAGUGAAUUCCCACAUGUUAUUGAGUAGGCUUUCUGAUUCCAUUAUUACUACUUCUGCUGGCAUUGUAUACCUGAUGUUCUGUGAAUUACUUAAGUGAACAUCUUUUCAGCUGCCCCAUGUUAGCACUCAUUGGCUUUCUGUGUGCACAUUGUAUACCACCACUAAGUAAAUCUUCCAGACAGACAGCACAGGACUAGAAAGUGUCCACAAAGGCUUCACAUGCUUUCAGAACUUCUGUAAGUGGGUUCAUAAUGCAUCUUUGUAUGUAUAAAUGUGCACAUAUGUGCAUACGUCAGUGUGUUCCCUAGGACAUGUGUGACUGUCUGUGCCUGUUCAUUGCAGACAUAUACAUGUCUGCCUGUAUACAUACAGAAACACAUUCCAGCUUUCUGAGUAGUAGGGUGCUAUUAGUGUGCGGGGAAUGGAAGGCAAGCACAGCAGGAGGCAUUUAGAUAGAGAUGCGUUGUGCCUUUUCCCAGAUUUCGUUGACAGAUUAAAAAAAUGCUAUUAUUUCUCUGCUAUGCUGCAGGAAGAGUGAAGCAGGGAGGUAUUUUUUCUGCAUCGUUUCUGCUGCUUAUGUGUGAAAUCUGCUAUUAUAGAAGGCAGAACAGUAUGUGGACACUCUGCCCAUUCAUGUGUGUGUGAAUUCAUAGUCAAUGACAAGACUGUAUCGUGUAUCAUUUCUUGCUUAUGUGCGUAAAGCGUAUGUGUGUGUGUAGGCUCCAUUGCAAGUAUAUAAGCCAUGUUCUAUGUGCUUAUGUACAUUCAACUUCCCUUCACAUGUACUCAAAUGUACAUGAACAUGGUAUGUUUUUAUUAAUGGUACUUUGUACUGAUAUAUACAAGAGAGACUGGGCAGACGUGUACAGCCUUCCACAGGAAUAUAGUCAGUUCAUGAUUUAUGUGAGGGAUGGGUCCCACAUCAAAAUCUUGUGCAUAAGGAAAAUAAAUAUAGAAGAGAGAGAAAUUUCACUGAACACAGAAUGCUUCCACAUCUAAAAUAAGGCUAGGAUAGGUGAUUUGAUGAUUCUCACAGGCAUGCAGGCUUUCCCUAUGCAGGGAGAUUUUGGCAAGGCAUACGUUCAGUUGUGCUCGGUUUAUGUGGAGAAGCAUAUCCAGUGCCGGCCUGAAUUCUCAGCUGGCUCCAAAUUGUGUAAGAUGAGAUCCUCUGAACUGUAUUCUUGUGCUGAUAAGAGAGUUUAGCCUUUUCUUAUCCGUACAAGCACAGAUAAAUGUAGGUUUUUCCUUUUUCAAUCUUCUUCCCCCCUCCCUCCCCCAAGAGUCAGCCUGUAGUGUAACUAGAAGUAGAUAAGGAGGAUGCAUAAAACUGUUUUGGAGACUGAAGAGAUAUGGAGUAGUAUGUAAACCUUGAAUGUCAUGGGGAGCCCUGUGUUAGGAUGAGCAACUGGUGUAAAGAGUUACCAUGAACUUGGGAAGCAACCCUCAUUAGAUAUUUACAAUGAUAACAAUUAUAAGCCACUUACUCUGGAGAACCCUACUGAUUCAAUAAGACUUUUGCAAAUAUAAGUGAUUGGUAUAUUAGUAAGUAAAAUACUGACAUUUCCCUAUCAGUUGUGGCUUCAAUAUUCUGAUUAAAUGUUCAGGUUUCUGAAUGGAGGAGAUUGGAGGGUUCCCAUGAAGUGGACAGAGAGGAGGAGAAUCACCCUAAUUAAAGGUUCCUGUUAUGCUUCCUUUGUAUGAAAAUCAUCCCAAAAAUGGCUGGCUGGCUUUGUGCAAAGAGUUGUUUAGGUAGAUACACGAAGCUUCUGCAGAAGUAAGCCCCUGACCCAAUGUUUCUUUCCUCUGAAAUGGCCACCUGUCUGUCACAAGAUAGGUCUAAAGACCAACAAGUUUUUAUUCCAGCAUUAGCUUUCGUGGACUAGAGCUCGCUUAGAAAUUUCUAGUCCACAAAAGCUUAUAGUAUAAUAAAGUCUUAAUCUUUAAGGUGCCACAAGAUAGCUUUUCUUGAAACAAACUAAAAUGGCUACCCCUCUGGAAUUAUCAUCAUUCACAGAAGUCUCUUAGCUGUCGCCUUUAUGAGUCACCCAUCCUUUUGCUAACAAAUAGUUUAGGAUACUGUCCUCAAAUCAGAACAGAUUUGAAUGGAGAUAGAGAACUCUUGGUGUUAUAUGAUAACAUCCUCUACUCCAGUCAGUAGAGGGGGAUCUUCACUAUGUUGUGUACAUGAGAGACCUUGCCCAGUAGCAUUUGUUGAUUGCCUCAGGCAUUCUUUCACAUUUCACCUCUUUCCAAAAAACCGAGUUGCCAGAGGCAUAACUGGAGUCUGCUCUUAUUAGGCAGCUGUCUGGCAGACUUUUCCAAUGCUCUGCUUGUUCUGUGACUGGCUUGGCGUCUCAUUUUUUGCACUUGCUAUGACUGAGAAGGGAUUUGGGUGAUAAACGAAAUUGCUGUCCAACUAUAGUAACACAUCAGAAUAUCCCAAGUACUACCAAUGUUUCACCUCUUCCAUUUUAGUCAGAGUUUUGCUGAAAAAGUCACUUACGAUUGCACUGUAGCCUACAACUGGAAUAGAAGAUAAUACUACACAAUUAACAAAUAUGGGCAGAUCUAUGCAGCUAAACAGAAUAGCAGGUCUUUAUUACAGUUGCCUUUAGAGACCUUGAAGAGCUGUAGCAGCUUUCCUGACACAUUCCUUUUUUGGGACUAAGUAUCCUUUGCUGUCAGCAUCUCACAUUCAUGAUUUGCAUCAUACUGUUGCUACUAAGAUUCUCACUCUAUUUUGAAAGACCUGCGGGACCUGCUCAGGAGCCCACUGAAGCUCACAAGAGUCUGGUGAUUUAUCUCAAUGAGGUUUAGUUGCUGGGUAAGAGCAAUGAGGGAGUCCACAAACCCAAACAAUUUUUAAAUGAUGCAAUAGGAUUUUUAGGCAGCACAAAAUGCAGCUUGUGGACUCAUACUGUUUGAAUAGUGCCCCUGAACCUAAAGGUCUUGUAACAAUGAAGAAUUUUGUUACUUAUAAAAGUGGUUCUGGGCAUUUACAUUUAAUGGUUUUUUGGGGCAGGGGGCUUUGCUUUCUUCUAAGCCUCCUUUCUUUCUCUACUAUCACUUUGUCAUGUAGAACCUUUAUGCUUUUCAGUCAUCCUCAGCAGUAAGAGCAAUGCAAAGUGCUUCCUCUCCAUCCCAUCCACCCCCCCCCUCAUGCAAUACAUCUAAAUGAUGGCUUGAUCCACUACUAAAAGUCUCUUGCUCCAACCAGCCUCAGUUGCCACCUCCGACUAGCACCACUUCAUAGGUACAUAAGUAAUUAAAUGCAGGCAUCUAAGGUUACAAAUCCAAAGUUUCGAUCUCUAGAUAGGCUAUAUGUUAGUGCUCCUUUCCCAUUCAUACAGUUUGCACAUGUUUUUUUGUAAGAAUCUGAAAAUGAAAUUUUCUUGGAUGGUCAAAUAGUGAAGUUUAGUUUUGUUUGCCAAUAUAUGAAGAAAAAUAAAAAUUUUAGCGGACUGUUUGGCAAAUCUUGAAUCUCAAUGGAUCUCAAAUUUGGUUGCACUUUACAAGAUUCUGUGUCUGUAACUCACUUGUAUUCCCAGCAUUUGGAUACUCAUGCUUUGUGGCACAAAGAUUAGAUCUGGAAUUACUCAGACUUCCUUUGGGUUAACCGAAAAACAUGUACUGAUUGUAAUUUUUUCUGGGAACUCUGUUAGUUUACCAUCAGCUAUAAAAUUUCUGUAACAAAGUUUUUCUGUGCAGAAGAGUUCAUAGCUAUGAAUCCAGUCAUUCACAUAAGAAAUAUCUUGCAGAACUAAUGGAAGUGAUGUGUGUAUUUUAUGUGAAUGUAUGCAGAAAAGAGUACAAUAUGUGGAACUGAAGGUUCCCCCCAUCUAGCAGAUUUUCAUUGCGUGAACAGCCUGCAUUGAAGAGCUGAAAGAAGUGACAAUUUAGUGCUUGUUAGUUGUUAAGAAGAUACUGGCAAAGCUGAUAGACGAGUUUGCUUUUUAGUUUGGUCCUGAAAUGAAUAACCUUGUUUUGUUAUGUAUUUAAUCACUAUUUUGAUAUAAUGUUUAAGACUUAAAGUGAUCUAUGUACAAGCCUGGUUUAGACAUAGAUGUUGGGAAUGGGGAAAAUUUUCCUUGUUGAAAUUAAAAAUGGCA
Messenger RNA from Eublepharis macularius, 7323 nucleotides. It is a transcript of the gene TEX264, whose product is annotated as testis expressed 264, ER-phagy receptor. The transcript is spliced from 6 exons. The coding region runs from base 168 to 1142 and encodes 324 amino acids. NCBI's taxonomy places the organism in Eukaryota, Metazoa, Chordata, Lepidosauria, Squamata, Eublepharidae. Gene Ontology annotation, cellular component: autophagosome membrane; endoplasmic reticulum membrane; replication fork. Gene Ontology annotation, biological process: reticulophagy; protein-DNA covalent cross-linking repair. The record is from RefSeq and is a predicted model, not a curated record.